Messenger RNA from Euleptes europaea (tarantolino), 5469 nucleotides. Its product is annotated as protein mono-ADP-ribosyltransferase PARP14-like. The transcript is spliced from 17 exons. The record is from RefSeq and is a predicted model, not a curated record. Lineage: Eukaryota; Metazoa; Chordata; Lepidosauria; Squamata; Sphaerodactylidae. Gene Ontology annotation, cellular component: nucleus; cytoplasm. The coding region runs from base 1 to 5469 and encodes 1822 amino acids. Gene Ontology annotation, molecular function: NAD+ poly-ADP-ribosyltransferase activity; transcription corepressor activity. Gene Ontology annotation, biological process: negative regulation of gene expression.
AUGGACGGAGAGGGACCCAAGGCGUGCCCCUUCGCCGUGCUGGUGGAGGGGGCCUGGGGGGCGGCGGAGCCCCCCCGGGGCGUGAGAAACAAGCUCCUGUGCUACUUCCAGAGCCGGAAGAGGUCUGGCGGGGGCGAGUGCCAGCUCCAGCGGCCCCCCGGCCGGCUCCUGGUUUGCUUCGCCCGGGAAGAAGCGAGGCAGAGAGUUCUAUCCCAAAAGGUCCAUGAGCUUGACUUGGGUGGAAAAGGAAAACUGGAGCUGACAGUCAGGCUGCAUGAAACAACUGAAGCCCCUGAAAAGGGUGCGUCCACAGAGGAGAGAGUUCCUGAGCAGGCUUCUAAGGAAGAAGAUCGUCCAAAAGAGAGAGCUGUGCAGGAAAGCUUACAAAAAGGGGACUUCGCAGGAAGAAGCACAUCGACUGGAAUAAAUCCAUCCCAUGACAAGGAUGUUUCCGAAGACCUGCCAGCAUCUUCUCUUGUUGUUCUUGAAGGUGUUGAAGAAGCCAUCACGCAAGAAAUGCUGACACUGCUAGUGGAAAAUAUUACUAGCCUCUCUGGACAAGAUGACUUACAAAUUGAAUUGAUAAGGGAGAGAAAAGCUGCCGUGCUGACCUUUCCGAGAAAUAAUGAUGCUGCAGAAUUUCUUCACAGAUGUGCCCAGAACUCUAGGUUUAAAACAUUCAAAUUUACCGCAAGGUCUCUUGAACUGACAAAAAUGAUCAAAGUUCAAAAUGUGCCUCCUGGAACUUGCGAAGAUUUUAUAGGUCUUUACUUUGAAAGUGCUAAGCAUGGAGGAGGACAAGUGUCCAACGUUCAGAUAUUUCCUGAGGAGGAUUCUGCCAUCGUUACUUUUUGUGACCACCAAGCUGUGCGGACAGUAUUGGAAAAGCGUCAUUCUUUUGAAAGUCAGCCAGUGUUGGUUUAUCCAUACUACAGUUCUUUGAGCACAGUUCUGUAUGGAAAGGAGAGGCCGCAGAUCAAAAUGCCAGAGCCUAUCAAGGUCCCCUUAGAUCCUCAUAUCUGGCAGUUCAUACAAACACAGCAUAAACUAGUCGAAGAGAUAAAUAAGGAAAUGGCCAAUUGUUAUUGUGAACUCACAUGGCCUCAAGUGACCUGCCAGCAUCCAGAGGUCAUGAUACGUCCUUCAGCUGCCUUAUCGAAACAAGCAGGGUCUAUGAUGAAAUUCAUCAAGAGCUGGAAAGACAAGGUUUCCAUGGAAUUUUCAUGCAUUAUUUCAAAGUUCAAGACUGCUGAAUGUAAAGUAAUCCCAGCGGCAUGGGACACCAUAAAGCAUACUUUGAUAAAGGGUGAUGUUUUGGCCAUUCCAGAUGUUCGCAAAGAAUCUGUUACUCUGGCAGGUUUUGUAUUCACUGUAGAUGGUGCGGAGAAGAUGAUAAAAGAACAUGUAGGAAAUGUCAUCAAAAAUGAAGAAAGAGCAAAACAAACUGUAGAAGAAACUGUAUCAUUAGCUCCAGGAAAUUAUGCUGUUUUGCACCGUGGGUUACUUGAGGAGAACAUCAAUAAAAAGAACCCAGAUUUAAACCUCUCUUAUGAUUCUUCCGCAAAGAUUCUGCAACUACAUGGACUAAAUACAGAAGUGUAUAAAAUGAAAAGCAUCAUUCUGGAGCGGCUGCACAAAAUGGAAGAGAAACAAGUCAACAUUCACACGGAUAUUUUUCAGUUCCUACAGCAUGCAAAUACCAAAAAGGUGUCCAUGAAAAUAUUUGGUGCAAAUAAAAUUAACGCUUCCUAUGAGCUUGCACCUGAUUGUGUUGUGUUGGUAGGAUGUUCUCCUGAAGUUCUCUGGAAAGCAGAGGAACGGAUGAAGCAAGACUUGGAUCAGAAACAGAUUCCUUUGGAGGACCAAGGAAUACUCAACAAAAGGGAGUGGAAAGAACUUGUGAAACAAUUACAGAGGAAGCAUAAUUCUUCUGAAGAAGCCGUAAUAAUUGAUGACUGUCUUCUUUCGGGGCAAGAUGGUAAAAUAAUUAUAGCUGGCUAUACAAAAGCUGUAGCAGAUGUUUAUCAGGCUCUGUCUGAGUUUGUUGGCAGAAACACCCCCAUGAUAAAAGAAAUCUCAGCCAAGUAUGUGGCUGUUGUGAAGUUUGUGGAGAAGGAAAAGGCUGAGGUUUGGCUCAACUUGAGGAAAAAAGGUGUGAAAGUUGAGUUUGGCCCAAAGGGUAAACGUAAGAACAUUAUGCUGAGUGGAUCCAAAGCAGAGGUCCUAGCUGCAGCUGCUACGGUUGAACAGUUGCUGUCUUUGGUGCAUUCUGUCACCGUGGUAAUUGAUAAACCAGGAGUGAAAUCGUUUUUCAAAAGCCGAGAACAUUCCUACAUUGCUGAAGCCAAACAACGUUUCAGCUGUUUGAUCAGACUGCAGGAAGAUAGAGAAGAUAUUGAGGGCUCUAAGGAAAAGAUAGGGCACCCCCACUCUGAAAUAAAGUUAAAAGAUGGUGUUGUGAUAACAGUUCGUAAGGGUGACUUGACCCAUUAUCCAGUGGAUGUUGUGGUCAAUGCAUCGAAUGAAGACCUGAAGCAUAUUGGGGGCCUUGCUGAAGCUUUGUUAAAAGCAGCAGGCCGUGAACUGCAAAGAGAAUGUGAUGAACUUGUGAGUAGGUAUGGACGUUUGAAGCCUGGCCGUGCAGUUAUCACAGAUUCUGGGAAUCUUCCAUGUAAACAGGUAAUUCAUGCAGUUGGGCCAAGGUGGAAGUAUGAAGAAAGAGAAAAAUGUAUCCUACAGUUAAAGAAAGCUGUGAGGGAAAGUUUACAUCUGGCAGAAACAUACAAUCAUCGCUCCAUAGCCAUCCCUGCCAUUAGCUCUGGCAUCUUUGGAUUCCCACUAAAAGAAUGUGCCCAUUGCAUAGUGACAGCUAUCAAAGAGAGCUUGGAAGAAUCUAGUGAGAGUGGAUGUGUGAAAAAGAUCUGCCUUGUGGAUGUGUCAGAUAAUACAAUUCAGGCUUUCACCGAUGCCUUGAAUGAAGUGUUCAGAGAUGGAUCUCCCCGACCCGAAUCACCAACUCCUCCUCAAAGGGACACGCAGCCAUCAGAGAAAGCUGUCAGAGAGGACCUUCCUGUGGUGUUUUCUCGUGAAGGCUUGAAACUCAUGCUUGUGGAAAAGGGCAUUGAAGAGGCCAUGACGGACGUCGUCGUAGGCAGUAUCGGCAGUGAUCUCAAGCUUGGUGUGGGUCCGCUUUCCAAAGCACUGCUGAAAAGGGCUGGCUCUCAGCUACAAGUUGAGUUUGACCAGGUGGUCCAACAAGGACAACAGGCUCAGCCUGGCUGUGUGAUCCAAACCGGAGGAUACAAUCUGACCUGUAAAUUUGUGCUGCAUGUUGUUGUUCCUGCAUGGAAUGCAGGGAAAGGAAAUGGAAUGAAGGUUCUUCAAGAUAUUGUGACAGAAUGCCUGGAGAAAGCCGAAGCACUGUCUUUAAGUUCUAUCUCAUUCCCGGCAAUUGGGACUGGAGGAUUUGGCUUUCCUAAAUCUGCAGUCGCAAAAUUAAUGUUUGAGGAGGUGCUUCAGUUCAGUAGCAGGAAGACUUUGAGGUCUCUUCAGGAAGUUCAUUUUCUCUUGCAUCCAAGGGAUGUUGAUAACAUAAAGGCAUUUUAUGAGGUGUUUGAAUCCAAAAGUCCCAAGCAUGUGCCCCCAAAUGAUGGACAAAGUGCAGGUUUCUUUGGACCCAUUUCAACCCCAGUUUUGGGCAUUCAUGAAAUGCAGAUUGGAAUAAUUAAAUUCCAAGUUGCCACAGGAGAUAUAACAAAGGAGAAUACAGAUGUUAUCGUAAAUAUAUCAAAUACAAAUUUUAAUGCCAAAUCAGGUGUCUCCAAGGCCAUUUUGGAAGGUGCUGGACCACAAGUGGAAACGGACUGUGCAUUACUUGCUUUGCAGCCUAACAAUGGAUUUAUAACAACCCAAGGUGGCAAUCUGAUCUGUAAGAACAUUAUCCAUCUUAUCCCUGACUCUGACAUCAAAGCUCAGGUUUCCAAAGUGCUCCAGGAGUGUGAACUGAGGAAGUACACAUCUGUUGCCUUCCCUGCAAUUGGAACAGGCCAAGGUGGCAAGAGUCCAGAGAAUGUAGCUGAAGAAAUGAUUGGUACAAUUGCUGACUUUGCAGGCAAGAAAUCACCCCAGCACGUAAAAGUAAUUAAAAUAGUCAUUUUUCAGCCACAUAUGCAAAAUGCCUUUUAUGCUUGUAUGAAAAAGAAAGAAGGUUCUGCAUUACCCUCCUCAGAAUCCCUGUUUUCUAGAUUUAAAUCAUAUGUCACUAGUAAAAUACAACCUGCCACAAAGAAACGUUUGUUGCUUUUGGAAAAGAAGUUAGAAGUUGCAGUGUUUGAAAUUUGUGGUGAACGCAAAAAAAAUGUGGAAGACACUGAGGCCUGGUUAAAGCAACUAAUUCUGCAGGAGCAGACAGAAAAGUGUAUCUCUGACGUGUUAAUCGAAAUGUUUGAUGAAGCAGAAAUUAAGCAACUGAAUGACCUGCAGAGAAGAUUACACAUUACCAUUCACCUGGAUAAAAAGCAGUCCCCUCCUUCGAUUCUGGUGUCCGGCAUCCCCCGGGAUGUCCUGGAGGCCUACAUGCACAUUCAGAAGCUAAUCCAAACAAUGAAAGAUGAUCGCGAAGAGCAAUCCAAGGCAAAACUUGCUCAUAAUCUGGUUGAGUGGCAAUAUUCUCCAAAAGGGGAUCUGUUUCUACCUUUUGAUUUGCUAGACAAUCUCCAUUUAGAAGAUGCUAAAAUUAAUAAUACUGUGAAGGCAAGGAUCAACAUUCAAGGAAAGAGCUACAUGGCAGACUUCAAGAACUUGACUGCUACAGACAGCCAGGGAAAAAGCAUAAGCAUUAGGCGCAUGGCAAAGGAGGAAGGUAAACUAUUACUAGGACUUCCUAAAAAUUGGGAGGAUAUGAAUGGAGCCCUUGUGAAAAGUGUUGCAUUGCAGGCUUCGACACCAGAAUAUCAAGGUGUUGAAACAAAAUUCCGGGCCAGCUGUCGGACACAAAAAAUAGAAAAGAUUGAAAGGAUACAAAAUCCUUACCUCUGGCAAUCCUACAAAGUCAAAAAGGAAGAAAUGGACAAUAAGAAUGGCCAUGAAAACAAUGAAAAAGUUCUGUUCCAUGGAACUCCCAGUUCGACAAUAACCCCAAUUAACCAGACUGGAUUUAAUCGCAGCUAUGCUGGAAAGAAUGCUGCAGCGAUUGGAAAUGGCACCUAUUUUGCUGUGCACGCCAACUAUUCUGCAAUGGAUACGUAUUCAACACCAGAUGCCAAUGGCAGAAAAUUUAUGUACCUUGCUCGGGUCCUCACUGGCGAGUUCACAGUUGGAAAACAAAGCCUGGUUACUCCACCACCAAAAACCCCUGGGGGUAUUGAUCUGUACAAUAGUGUAACUGACAACUCGGCUAAUCCAUCCAUGUUUGUCAUAUUUCAUGACGCUCAGGCUUAUCCAGAAUAUCUUAUUACUUUCAGGAAAUAG